AUGCAGGUGCCUUCCGCCUCUGGAGAAUCCGAGGGCAACGCCUGGCUACGUUGUAGCUCCCACGCACACGACUCCACAGAUGCCGACGAUCGCACCCGCCAUGGCUGCUACACCAUCGUCAGCGGCAACCUAUACGUUGAUUGCAGCGCCUCAGUCAAUGGCAGCACCUGUCACGAUAGCGCCGACGCCAAUGGAAGUGCCAACAGCAGCUACAGCAGUACCCAUGACCCCAGAAAUUUCUAUGCCAUUGCCCCCGCCCUUGAAGACAUACAACGUCACCUACCAUCUAUCCCCCAGGGUCCAUGCGAUCGUUCGGCAAAUGGUCCCAUUGUCGCGGCCUUGAUGCUGAACCCUUUGAUUGGUGGACCUCGAGUCCUGCUUGGGCGUGAUCCCGAAACAACGCCCAAAGAGCAAUGGACCCAAAUGCCCAAAGAGCCGCGGGCGUACGCGGCGUACGCAUUCUGGCAUCAAGGACGAAGAUACAUCUGGAAAGCGACUUCGAGAAGUAGUGACAUCCGAGACUUUGAGUAUUACACGCUCUCCGACUCUGACGGGAGAGUGUUGGCGGCGUGCACCACCAGUUUUGAACAAGUAGAUUUCUACGAGGAGCUGGGGAAGGAGUUGGAGCUGAUAUCAUUGUUGGGGAUGCAAGCCAAGCGUCUUCAAGCGAUCUAUAGCUCGGGUGGAUCAGGCGGCGGUUCUGAUAGUGGUGGGCCUGGAGGGGGAGAUUGUGGAGGAGGACAUGGAGGAGGUGGAGGUGAUGGUGGAUGUGGCGGCGGGGGUGGUGAUGGUGGAUGCGGAUCGUGA
Messenger RNA from Ramularia collo-cygni, 807 nucleotides. RefSeq lists its product as uncharacterized. The coding region runs from base 1 to 807 and encodes 268 amino acids. The transcript is spliced from 4 exons. The record is from RefSeq and is a predicted model, not a curated record. Lineage: Eukaryota; Fungi; Ascomycota; Dothideomycetes; Mycosphaerellales; Mycosphaerellaceae.